AGACCCUGUCUGUGUGGACAGCUCCUCAAGAUGAGCUACGGUCUCCAGCUGACCUUCGUGUGUCUGAGCCUCUUGGCUCCAAGGAUGUGCGUCCAGGGGAACCAGUUCAACAUCGAGGUCAGAAGAAGUGACAAGCUCUCCCUGCCUGGCUUUGAGAACCUCACAGCAGGAUAUAACAAAUUUCUCAGGCCCAACUUUGGUGGAGAACCAGUUCAGAUAGCACUGACUCUGGACAUCGCAAGCAUCUCUAGUAUUUCCGAGAGUAACAUGGACUACACCGCCACCAUAUACCUCCGACAGCGCUGGACAGACCCGCGGCUGGUGUUUGAAGGCAACAAGAGCUUCACUCUGGAUGCCCGCCUGGUGGAGUUCCUCUGGGUGCCUGACACCUACAUUGUGGAGUCCAAGAAGUCCUUCCUCCACGAAGUCACUGUGGGAAACAGACUCAUCCGCCUCUUCUCCAACGGCACAGUCCUGUAUGCGCUCAGAAUCACAACGACUGUGGCAUGCAACAUGGACCUGUCCAAGUACCCCAUGGACACGCAGACGUGCAAGCUGCAGCUGGAGAGCUGGGGCUAUGAUGGAAAUGACGUGGAGUUCACCUGGCUGAGAGGGAACGAUUCUGUGCGAGGGCUGGAAAACCUGCGGCUUGCUCAGUAUACCAUACAACGCUACUUCACCUUAGUCACCAGGUCCCAGCAGGAGACAGGAAAUUACACCCGGUUGGUCUUGCAAUUUGAGCUGCGGAGGAAUGUCCUGUACUUCAUUCUGGAAACCUAUGUUCCCUCCACUUUCCUGGUGGUGCUGUCCUGGGUUUCAUUUUGGAUCUCCCUGGAUUCUGUCCCUGCAAGAACCUGCAUCGGAGUGACCACUGUGUUAUCAAUGACCACACUGAUGAUCGGGUCCCGCACGUCUCUUCCCAACACCAACUGCUUCAUCAAAGCCAUCGACGUGUACCUGGGGAUCUGCUUUAGCUUUGUGUUUGGGGCCUUGGUGGAGUACGCUAUUGCUCACUACAGCUCCCUGCAGCAGAUGGAAGCCAAGGACAGGGGGACGGCGAAGGAGGUGGAAGAAGUCAGCAUCACUAACAUCAUCAACAGCUCCCUCUCCAGCUUUAAGCGGAAGAUCAGCUUUGCCACCAUUGAAAUCUCGGGUGACAAUGUUGACUACAGCAACAUGACAAUGAAAACCAGCGACAAGUUCAAGUUCGUCUUCAGAGAAAAGAUGGGCAGGAUUGUGGAUUAUUUCACAAUUCAAAACCCCAGCAAUGUUGAUCGAUAUUCCAAACUACUGUUCCCUUUGGUUUUUAUGCUAGCCAAUGUGUUCUACUGGGCAUACUACAUGUACUUCUGAGACGGCCUUGACUUUGUGUUUGCCCUAGGUCUCCAACAGAACAAGGUCAUGAUGUCAAUGGAAUCUAGGCCAAACGUGCUCUCUAGCACAGUGGUGCCAAAAGUGGCUAAAAUAACACUUAUUUCUGUUCAAACGAUGAGUUCUCAGCUGUUAAAAAUUCUAAGUUGUGUCGCAGUCCAAACAUUACAGGUUUUGUAAUGGAAACAUCAGCCUGUACCUCUUUCA
Urocitellus parryii (Arctic ground squirrel) is the source of this 1578-nucleotide messenger RNA. It is a transcript of the gene Gabrp, whose product is annotated as gamma-aminobutyric acid type A receptor subunit pi. Gene Ontology annotation, biological process: monoatomic ion transmembrane transport. The record is from RefSeq and is a predicted model, not a curated record. Gene Ontology annotation, molecular function: GABA-A receptor activity; extracellular ligand-gated monoatomic ion channel activity. Gene Ontology annotation, cellular component: membrane. Lineage: Eukaryota; Metazoa; Chordata; Mammalia; Rodentia; Sciuridae.